Messenger RNA from Magallana angulata, 7925 nucleotides. RefSeq lists its product as uncharacterized. The transcript has 6 exons. The coding region runs from base 48 to 6638 and encodes 2196 amino acids. Lineage: Eukaryota; Metazoa; Mollusca; Bivalvia; Ostreida; Ostreidae. The record is from RefSeq and is a predicted model, not a curated record.
GGAGAUUUUGCAAGUCGAGUUAGAGAGUCAUAUGGGUGCUACCAAAGAUGAGCCUGCUGACCGUGUUCAUCGCUGCUGGGACUCUAUUCGCUCCACUGAUUCUCUGUAAUGGCGAGGACGUCCAUAUUGAGACUAGACUCGGCCCGAUGGUCGGCAUCAAAAAGAACGACGCAAUGGUUUCAGUUUUCUACAACAUCCCUUUUGCCAAACCUCCCUUAGGGAGUCUACGAUUUGCCAAGCCCGUGCCAUAUGGAAACUGGACCGGCACCCUGAAUGCAACAACACCUGGAAAGCGCUGUAUGCAGGUUGCCUAUCUCGAGAGCUUUGAAAUGUCAGAAGACUGCCUACAACUCAAUAUAUAUGUACCGAACUCAGUUAAUAUAUCGUCUACGGUGCAGACACCUGUGAUGGUUUUCAUCCAUGGCGGGGGAUUUACGGGCGGGGGCGCAGACCUGUACGAUUCCAGCGAGCUGUCGCGACAAGGAGGCGUCAUCAUCGUCACAAUACAAUAUAGACUUGGUAUAUUUGGAUUUUUUUCGCUAGGGAAUGAAGAGGCGUCCGGUAAUUAUGGUCUUUGGGAUCAGAUGCUGGCGCUGAAAUGGGUCAACCAAAAUAUCGGCUCUUUCGGAGGAAAUGCGGGCGCUGUGACUGUAUUCGGUCAAUCUGCUGGCGGGAUCAGCUCGUUAUUUCUCUCUCUAAUUCCAGAAAAUAAAAAUGUGUUUCAUCGAGUAAUUGUCCAGAGUGGAAAUUUGUUAGUUAGCAACUCGACACAAGCUUCAUACGACAUUGGAGAACUGUUGGGUUGCUCAAACAAUAUCGGAGCAUCUGCAUUUGUUGGUUGCUUGCGAAAUAAGGACCCGAAUACCAUUCUCACCACUUCUUCAACGUAUACGUUUACUGGUUCAAGCACAUCGGGUUUGCUGUUUGCUCCCAAUGUUGAUGGUGAACUGUUGAAAAAGACACCUGAAAGUCUUUUGAAUGACUUUUCAUCUGAGGAAUACAAAUUUUUUUCUUCUCUUGACUUCAUGACAGGAACAAUAAAAACGGACGGAAAUAUAUUCUUGUUAACAUUUUCAGAAUCUAUACAAAAUGCAUUAGGCAUCAAUUUAACAGCAGGGGUAUCAACUGAGGAGUUCUGUAACACUCUUGUUCCUGCGAUUUUAAACGUCCCCUAUAAAAACAACACUUUGGUAUUCAAAAGACUUUGUGAAGAAUACCGGGUACAAAACAACGUCUCGGAGCAGAGUCGCCAGAUGCUACAGUUCGUCACAGAUUACUUCUUCGCUUAUCCAGCUUUUGGGGGUCUUCGUGCUCACAGUAGCCAGAACCUCGUUUCGAACACUUACCAGUACGUGUUUGAAUUAGAAGCAGCGUGGUCUCUCUUGUUACAGCGUCCCCCUGUGUGGUACAUCGGCCCAGGGCACGGCGACGAAAUGUUUUACUUGUUUCCUAAUAUCAAUUUGACGGACGUUCAGAAAAACGUCUCUGCUUCAAUAAUAAAGUACUGGACCAACUUCGCCAAAUCUGGGAACCCGAAUCACCCUGCACUGCCACACUGGCCAUCCUACAACCAUGCAGAUCAAAGCUACUUAAGUUUUGGGAAAGUUAUCGAACCUGGCAUGAAGUAUAAAACGAAACGAAUGAAGCUCUGGGAUGAAGAAAUUCCACAAAUUUUGGAGCAGUCAUAUCCUAUCGUUAAUACACAAUCUGGGCCAAUAAAAGGCAUAAACAAACAAAUGGGAGAAGAACCAAAUAAAGGCUCAGUUAGUGCGUUCUACAACAUUCCGUAUGCAGCACCACCUAUCGGAGAACUGCGAUUCAGCAAACCGAAACCUUUCGGUAACUGGUCAGGUACACGCGAUGCCACGCAAUACGGCCCCGAGUGUAUGCAGGCUGAGCUGACACCUUUUCCAAAAAGUGAAGACUGCCUCCAGCUGAACGUAUUUGUACCAGGUGUUCCAUCCCCAUCCUCUAAGAAGUCCGUGAUGGUUUGGAUUCAUGGCGGUGGUUACCUUGCCGGCUCAUCAUUAAUCUAUGAUGGCAGUGACAUUGCCCACCAAGGUGACGUCAUCGUUGUGACAAUAAACUACCGACUUGGCAUUUUCGGAUUUUUGUCACUUAACGAUCCCAUUGGAAAAGGAAAUUACGGACUAUGGGACCAAAUCCUUGCCCUCCAGUGGGUCCAACGAAACAUUGCUGCGUUCGGGGGAGACUCGUCCUCUGUUACUAUUUUUGGAGAAUCUGCCGGGGGGUUCAGUGUUUCCCUUCUCUCCCUGAUUCCCUCAAACCGGGGCCUGUUUCACCGUGUAAUAUCACAGAGUGGCGUGGCAGCCUCACGAUGGGCCUUUGGAAGCUCGGAACCAGCCACUAGGUCUGUUGGAGACAUGUUAGGAUGUUCCAGGCAAUUAAGUUCUCAGCUUUAUAUAGAUUGUUUACGCAAGGUAAACGCUAGUACCUUAAAUGACUAUACUUUCGCUUAUCUUCAGCGAGAUCCCUCUACUAUUCGCCAAUUACUUGAAUUCACUCCUUAUAUUGAUGAUGAAUUGUUUCACCAUACGCCUUUAAAAAUUCUGUCAAAUUCCUCCUUACCGGAGCACGAGUUUCUGAUGUCCCUUGACCUCAUCAGUGGGACUGUUACAACGGAAGGUUCCCUAUUAGCAGGCGUUAUUAACCAGCCAGCUGUCCAAGAGAAAUUCAACAUUAAUGCGACUGCGGGCAUAUCAACUGAGUUUAUGUGUGAUAACUUUACGAAAACACUCGUGUCGGACUUUUUCGAUGGAAACAAUCGAGUUAAGGAGCUCAUCUGUGAAAAAUACACCGUACAGAACAACAUGACUGAACAAGGACGAAGAAUGCUGGACAUAUUUACAGACUUCCUUUUUGUGGCGCCAUCUUUCAUUCAGCUUCAGUCACACAGUCUCCAAAACGUGCGGUCCAAAUCUUUCCAGUAUGUCCUUGAAAGAAAGAAGGUGACACUCGACGGGACGCUGAGUUACUACCCACCCUGGUACGACCCACCGGGACACGCCGAUGAUUUGUAUUACCUGUUCCCUCAAUCUCUCGGUUUGACGUCCCCUGUAGACCUCCAGUAUUCUAAAGUCAUGAUGUCAUACUGGGCAAACUUCGCAAAAUACGGUAAUCCUAAUCACCCCUCACUGCCACACUGGCCAUCCUACAACCACGCGGAUCAGGCAUACUUGAAUUUUGGGGAAGUUAUCGAACCGGGCAUGAAGUAUAAAAUGAAUUCAAUAAUAAUUUGGGAUGAAGAAAUUCCACAAAUUUCGGAGCAGUCAUAUCCUAUUGUUAAUACACAAUCUGGGCCAAUAAAAGGCAUAAACAAACAAAUGGGAGAAGAACCAAAUAAAGGCUCAGUUAGUGCGUUCUACAAUAUUCCGUAUGCAGCACCACCUAUCGGAGAACUGCGAUUCAGCAAACCAAAACCUUUCGGUAACUGGUCAGGUACACGCGAUGCCACGCAAUACGGCCCCGAGUGUAUGCAGGCUGAGGUGUCCACCUUUCCAAAAAGUGAAGACUGCCUCCAGCUGAACGUAUUUGUACCAGGUGUUCCAUCCCCAUCCUCUAAGAAGACCGUGAUGGUUUGGAUUCAUGGUGGUGGCUUCCUUGUCGGCUCAUCAUUAAUCUAUGAUGGCAGUGACAUUGCCCACCAAGGUGACGUCAUCGUUGUGACAAUAAACUACCGACUUGGCAUUUUCGGAUUUUUGUCAUUAAACGAUCCCGUUGGAAAAGGAAAUUACGGACUUUGGGACCAAAUCCUUGCCCUCCAGUGGGUCCAACGAAACAUUGCUGCGUUCGGGGGAGACCCGUCCUCUGUUUCUAUUUUUGGAGAAUCUGCCGGGGGGUUCAGUGUUUCCCUUCUCUCCCUGAUUCCCUCAAACCGGGGCCUGUUUCACCGUGUAAUAUCACAGAGUGGCGUGGCAGCCUCACGAUGGGCCUUUGGAAGCUCGGAACCAGCCACUAGGUCUGUUGGAGACAUGUUAGGAUGUUCCAGGCAAUUAAGUUCUCAGCUUUAUAUAGAUUGUUUACGCAAGGUAAACGCUAGUACCUUAAAUGACUAUACUUUCGCUUAUCUCCAGCGAGAUCCCUCUACUAUUCGCCAAUUACUUGAAUUCACUCCUUAUAUUGAUGAUGAAUUGUUUCAUCAUACGCCUUUAAAAAUUCUGUCGAAUUCCUCCUUACCGGAGCACGAGUUUCUGAUGUCCCUUGACCUCAUCAGUGGGACUGUUACAACGGAAGGUUCCGAGCUAGCAGGCAUUAUCAGCCAGCCAGCUGUCCAAGAGAAAUUCAACAUCAAUAUAACCGCGGGCAUAUCAACUGAGUUUAUGUGUGAUAACUUUACGAAAACACUCGUGUCAGACUUUUUCGAUGGAAACAAUCGAGUUAAGGAGCUCAUCUGUGAAAAAUACACCGUACAGAACAACAUGACUGAACAAGGACGAAGAAUGCUGGACAUAUUUACAGACUUCCUUUUUGUGGCGCCAUCUUUCAUUCAGCUUCAGUCACACAGUCUUCAAAACGUGCGGUCCAAAUCUUUCCAGUAUGUCCUUGAAAGACAGAGGGUGACCUUUGACUGGACACUGAGUUACUACCCACCUUGGUACCGCCCACCGGGACACACCGAAGACUUGUAUUACCUGUUUCCCCAAUCCUUCGGACUUACGUCCCCUGUAGACCUCCAAUAUUCUAAAGUCAUGAUGUCAUACUGGGCAAACUUUGCAAAAUACGGGGACCCAAAUGACCCCUCGCUGCCGUUCUGGCCUACUUACGAUGCAUCAAAACAAGCCCAUCUAACGUUUGGCGACAAUAUUACUGCAGGAAUGAAGUACGAGAAAGACAGAGUAAAAACGUGGGUGGACGACAUCCCGCGGGCCAUGAUGGAUGCAGGCUUCUCUGACGUGGAGGUUCAAACUCCUUUGGGCAACAUCCGUGGGGUGAAGAGAGCCGUUCCUCAUACGUCUCCCAGCGAAAAAGUCUAUGUCUUCUACGGGAUUCCAUUUGCUAAACCGCCGGUCGGGGAAUUGAGAUUCGCCAAACCGCAACCGUAUGGAAAAUUCAAUGACACCUUCGAUGCCACAAAGAUGGGAAGCGCAUGUUUACAACCUCCAGUCUUUCCUGAUAUAAAACAUUACAGUGAGGACUGUUUACAGCUAAAUGUAUAUGUUCCAAACAACAUAUCAACCUCGAACAAAAAAUCAGUAAUGGUUUGGAUUCAUGGGGGUGGAUAUGCUCUUGGUUCAGCCAUUCAAACUGACGGAUCAAUUUUGGCGACCAAAGGUGACGUCAUUGUAGUGACGGUAAACUAUCGUCUUGGUGUGUUUGGUUUCUUUAGUCUCAAUAAUGACGCAUCACGCGGAAACUAUGGGAUAUGGGAUCAGAUCCUUGCUUUAAAAUGGGUAAAAAAUAACAUCAUGUCUUUCGGUGGAAACCCCGACUCCAUUACGAUUUUUGGAGAAUCUGCUGGAGGUUUCAGCGUUUCACUUCUUUCUCUAAUUCCACAAAACCAGGGACUCUUUCACCGAGUUAUAGCACAGAGUGGGACAGCUCUAAGUCCGUUGGCGUUUGGUGAUUCGCGUCCAGCUACAAUAGAAAUUGCCAAUUUAUUGCAGUGUAAUUACAAUGCUAGCGAUAAUUUCAUUGAGUGCAUGCGUAAUAAGACCGUGGAAGAAAUAUCAAACAAUUACUUAGCAUUUGUAAGCAGAAAUACGAAACGCUUGGCUCCAGUAGUUGACUUUAUGCCAAAUGUUGACAACGAGCUGUUCAAUCAAACGCCCACCGAAAUCAUCAGAAACAUGUCAUCUAAAGAGUUCCAGUUCUUCGCCUCGCUCGAUCUAAUGUCAGGAGUUAUGAGACAAGAGGGAUCGGUUCUUUUUGAAAUUCUUAAUGCUGAAAUCCAGAAAAAGUACAAUUUUGACCUAGCAGCCGGAAUUCCAACUGUGUUUGUCUGCAACUAUUUCAUCCCCGCCUUCCUCGACUACAUCCAUAUUCCUGGAAAUCAGCAACUGAUAAAGUCAUCUGCCUGCGACAAGUACCGAGACACCAGGUCAGAGGCAAAACAGGCGACAUAUGCUUUUGAUUUCGCGGCUGACUUAAUUUUUACAAUUCCAUUGGUAAAGGUUCUGGAUGUUCACAGCACAAACAAUGUACACGCGAGGACGUUCCAGUACCUAGUGACGGAGGAAUACCCAUACUCGUACUAUACAUUACCAGGCUGGUAUGAAGGUCCUAGUCACGCAGACGACGUUGGUUUUAUCUUUCAGUUUUUUAUUCCUCCCACAGACAAUAUAAAGAAUUAUCUAGCUGUAUCUGAUAAGAUGAUUGCUUUCUGGAGCAACUUCGCAAAGAAGGGCGACCCAAAUGACAACUCCCUGGAAAGAUGGCCUGUAUACAACAAUCAAACUAGAGGCUACAUAAUCCUGGACAGCGGCACCAAAUCUGAUAUGAAGUACGCAGACUCUAGGGUGAGGUUCUGGUUGGAGGAGCUUCCCGACAAACUUGCGUACAAACCGACAACAACGCCCAUAAACCCUUAUGUUAAAGAUGGAGCGGCAAUGCUAGGUCACAGAUCUAUAUAUUUUGGUCUAUAUGUUUUUCUUCAAUGUUUGAUAGUGUUAACGAUUUAAAAAUCAGUAAAAGAAAUUGGUUUUCAAAAUCUACAUUCAUAUAGAUACAUCGCGUUGAGAAGUGUGUGACUGUCAGUCAAUAUAUCAGGCCUCAGUGAUUAGAGCUUUAAUUUGAGAGUCUCGAUUGAGACUUGACUUUUCAUUCCCUAUUACAUGAAUUGAUGUCUUUAAUGGGGUUUUUUUUACUUUUAAUAAUUAACAUAAAUUAAGUAUCAUUAGACCAUGCAUAUAUGUUUUGGUUUGAAGAUCUGUUAUUGUAUAGAACUCAAGUUCUGUCAACUUACUAGGUUCUCGCCAUAAGUACAUGUAACUAUUUAACUACCAGUUUAUCAGCAUCGCCAUGUACGUAGAUAGACAUAAGGAUGUAUACUAACAGUUUUAUCGGAAUUUAGAUCUAGCCAGUAAUAAUAGGAGUAAUGUCAAAAUCUCCAUUAGGAUGCAAUGGUUGACUUUAAAAAUUAAUGAGUUCCCCCCAACUACAAAAAAUCGAACGACAAUCAACAAUGCUAUUUGAGUAACUAUAAUUUUUAAGGUUUGUAAUCAAUUUAUUUCGUGCAUGGGUAUACUUGUUGCAUACAAAUAAUUAUAUGAAAGGAUAGGAACAUCAGACAAAACGUUAUAACUUAAUGAUAUUUCUCCUGAGGAGAUUGUAGUUCACAAUAAAACAUGAAUGAGAAUAUUACGAAUAUCAAGUCGAUUGAAUAGUCAAAGAAGAAAUGAAAUGAAACGAAAAUGAAUGUUGAUUUUAUUAACAUUUUGAAUGAUAGAGUAAGUCUUGUUCUUGUCCAUUGAAAUAGCCAUUUGUUGUUUGUAUUAGAAACGAGCCUUUUUAAAAAUCAUAUUUUAUUGAUUUGCAUAGCUGAAGUUUACGUUUUGGAAUAUAAUAGAUUUUUUUAAUUGUGUUUAUUAUUAGGAAGAGAUGCAUGCAAGGCUGAUAUAUAUCUAUUUUAAUAUAUCGUGUGAUACAUGUAAUAUAUUAACGUUGUUUUUGAAAUGAAAAAAAGUCUUCAAUUUUCUGUUAAAGAUUUUGUCACUCAUGAAUUGGUAUGAAUUAUAGUUUAUAUCUCUACGAAGAAAAUACAAUAUUAAGUAUGUAAUUUGUUGUCAUUACACGUCCCCUUUUAAAUGGAAGGGAAAAAAAGGAGUAAGACUGUGAACAUGGCUGAUAUAACAGUUUCGAAGGAGACUUCAUCAAAACGUUUUAACACAAAUGCUAUAGGAGACUUUAUCAAAACGCUAUAACACAAAUACUAUAGAAGACUGAAUUACGGAAGUGUAAUUUUGCCA